AUGAAAGGGGUUGCUCUGAGAGGCCAGAGGGCCAUCAAGCCUCCAGGUUUGAUCUGUCAACUGUGCCAAUUGACUUCAUCUCCUGCCACGCGGCCUCGCACACAAUUUGCGCGAUCGUAUGCUUCGACUGCUCCAUUAACACACCCGUCCAAACUCGGCCAAUUGCGUCCCAAGAGAGACGCUCGGAACCAAUGGACGCCUAGCCAGACCAUUUCAAGACGAUAUGCCUCGAAGGCACCUCAGCCCUCGGCGCCUGUCGACCCGGAACAGGCCCUCGAACAACUCGAAUGCGACGCUGCACAGCUCCGCAAGUCCGAGUCCGUGCCGUCCGACGAAUCAGUCGUCCAGCUCCUGAAAAGAUGCCAGGAACUCGCCGAGACCAUCGUGCACGCUGACCAGGAGAAACCGGAGACGCCCUCCAAGACCAAGGGCGACGACGUGAUCACCUCCCUACUCGACCUGGAGGAAAAGAGCGGCAGCCAAAAACCCUCCCCGAAAGCCAAGGUCACGCAACCGUAUCUCCCCGAGUCGCUGGGGCAAGUCGCAUACGACAUCCUCGCCGACGAGAAAGUCUUCAUCUCCCCCGAAGCUCUGGCCUACUACACCAAGACCGCCACCCUCCUCAAGCAGGCCGAUCACUGCCCCGAGAUCUUCCACCUGUACGCCCACAAGCCGGUCCCGGAGGAGAACAGCUCGCCCAUAAAAUACCACAAGGCGAACCCCAAGAACAUCAACAGUGCUGUCCCCACGGAGCUAGCACACAUGGCCCUAGACGUUGCCACCGAGCAGCGCAACCUGCCACUCGUGCUGGCCAUCAUCGAUACGACGUUCUGCGCGCCGGCGUUCCACCGCGCCAAGGUCUUCAAGAAGGCCGCUGUGCCUCUGGGCGCGCUGGGAACCACCCCGAUCGCUUGUUACGCCAUUGCUUCGUGGGCGUCGACAUUGCAGAAUACUAUGGAUGCCAGCACGGCGACGGGGAUCGCGUUUGCCGCGAGUCUGGCGUAUGUCGGGGGUGUUUCGUCGAUUGGCAUCUUGGCUAUCACUACUGCCAAUGAUCAAAUGCAGAGGGUGACAUGGCUGUCUGGUGUGCCGUUGCGCCACCGGUGGCUGCGGGAAGAAGAGCGCGCUGCUUUGGAUAAGGUUGCGGUUAAAUGGGGAUUCAAGAACAUCUCUAUGUGGGGUGAAGAGGAGGGCGAGGAGUGGGAGAGCCUGCGGGAGUUCAUUGGUAUGAGGGGUAUGAUUUUGGAUAAGACGGAGCUGAUGCCGGGGAUGCAAUAA
Aspergillus affinis is the source of this 1278-nucleotide messenger RNA. RefSeq lists its product as uncharacterized. The record is from RefSeq and is a predicted model, not a curated record. Bases 1 to 1278 code for a protein of 425 amino acids. Lineage: Eukaryota; Fungi; Ascomycota; Eurotiomycetes; Eurotiales; Aspergillaceae. The transcript has a single exon.